UCGGCUAUUAAUACAGUCCAGUUGUUAGUACUACACGCAGCCUGUUCGAUAAUAAACGGUGUUUUCCAUCUGUCGUCAGCCGGGAUAUUGGCAAUUCGAACAACUUCAAUUGCCUCGUUCGAUCGGUCACGUGGUGUCUUCUUAAUCGAUUUCUGUCUAUCCUGUGCCUCUCGCUUACUUCAAAUCUUCGUGAUUCUCCAGUCGACUAAACUUACAAGCUAAAGAAUGAAAUUCAUCGGGUUUCUGCUCCUGUUUAAUCUACUGAUCGCUGUCGCGUAUAAGGACGAACAGUGUCAACAGAAAACGGACGAGCAACUUAUCUGGGAGUACAACGUCAGAAGAUCAUAUAGGAUCGGUGCAUAUCAAGAAGUGGAAGCGGAGUAUGGACCAACCAAUGUAACGAUCACUUGCAUAGGAGUAGAUUCUCUAUCUGGCGAGGACAACGCAGUCAUGUGGGUGACAUCCGGUGGGAUAGGAUAUAAUUUCAUUAAGAUUAAGUUCAGGUCAAAAUAUUCCAGAGGAUUUCAUUACCGAGUUUACGUUUAUGGAAGACCAUACCGAAUAAACAAGCCUAACUUGUUGUAACUUUUUCUGACAAUAACUCGGUAUAACUGUAUUAAA
Molecule: messenger RNA, 621 nt
Organism: Eufriesea mexicana
Lineage: Eukaryota; Metazoa; Arthropoda; Insecta; Hymenoptera; Apidae
Exons: 2
Coding region: 226-585 (119 amino acids)
Source: RefSeq, a predicted model, not a curated record